AUUUAAUCGUCGUAUUUGACGCGGGCUCUACUAUACCCCGCUGUCGCCAUAGAGAAAAUUGCCCGCCCGGUGUCACCUAGAAAACGAGUUCUUGCCGAAAAUGCCGUCAACCCGUGUGCAUCGAGAUGGACUUCUUGUGGUGACUUUUGCUGUCGCAUUUCUGUUAUGCUCCGCAUCCUCCGAGAAAGUCGUGAAUAUCACGCUCUACUACGAAGGACUUUGUUAUGCCUGCCACGAUUUCAUCCUGCACCAACUCCACCCCACAUACGGCAAGCUCGAAGACUACCUCGACGUCGAUAUCUUGCCUUUCGGCAACGCCCACAUGCACGUCACCAACGGUACCGUCAAAAUUCAGUGCCAGCACGGACCUGACGAGUGCUACAUCAACGAAGUGCAGACGUGCGCUGUGAAGUAUGUCCACCCGACCCGAAAGCUUCUAGACUUCGUUGCGUGCAUGCUAAGCCAGAACGAUCCCACCAAAGCUGGGAAGCCGUGUGCCGUGAAGGUGGGUACCGACUGGGGUGUCUUGGACAGAUGCAGCAGUGGACCCGAAGGUACGCAGCUUCUGUACGAGAUGGGAAAGAGGACGCGGAACCAUAAGCCACCAAUCGGGUACGUGCCGUGGAUAGAGGUCAACGGAGCGCACAACCCCACAAUUCAGCAGAAGGCCUCGCGUGAUCUGUUUGGCUUCGCCUGCGAGCUUCUCGGGCCAGAUGCCCCUAGGAUCUGCAAGAAGCCGCACUCGUACUAUUGUGCCGCAUGACAGUGACCGAUAUACACCCGUCACCGCACAGUUAAUCUUGUACGUUGCUGCUAUGAAGACACAUCACGGCAAUGAUUGUCUUACUUAACCUGCUGCUGGAAUAAAUCGGAAACAGUAUACAGCAAAGAAAAAAAAAACGCC
Dermacentor albipictus is the source of this 904-nucleotide messenger RNA. RefSeq names its product gamma-interferon-inducible lysosomal thiol reductase-like. The record is from RefSeq and is a predicted model, not a curated record. Gene Ontology annotation, molecular function: oxidoreductase activity, acting on a sulfur group of donors, disulfide as acceptor. Lineage: Eukaryota; Metazoa; Arthropoda; Arachnida; Ixodida; Ixodidae.